Molecule: messenger RNA, 1887 nt
Organism: Microdochium trichocladiopsis
Lineage: Eukaryota; Fungi; Ascomycota; Sordariomycetes; Xylariales; Microdochiaceae
Exons: 3
Coding region: 1-1887 (628 amino acids)
Biological process (GO): regulation of transcription by RNA polymerase II
Cellular component (GO): chromatin
Molecular function (GO): DNA-binding transcription factor activity, RNA polymerase II-specific; RNA polymerase II cis-regulatory region sequence-specific DNA binding
Source: RefSeq, a predicted model, not a curated record
AUGUUCAGAGUGGCCCCCAGUGCCGUUGUGGCUGGGGACCGAGGAGUUGCGGAGAAGGAGAGCCGGGCAUCCGUCACCUUCCUGCUCAACAUGAUGCAGCCCUGCAACGACACUCUCAUGGCCGUCUUCCGCGAGGAGCAGCCAGCCAUGCCUGGGCCCGCCUUCACCCCAACCUCAUCGACGAAUGCGUCGUUGAAUUACAUGGAUUUCAUCUCAGACUUCUUCUCUCCAAAUGACGACUACUUUGGCACGGAAGAGACUUUCGCCAUGGACCUCCCGAUAUUCGACCUCGAGAGGAGCAGCUCGGCCCUGGACCACAUCCUCGCCAAUAUCAAGCAGGGACUGCGCGACACACUCGACCAAUGUUCAUCGGCUCCCAUCAGCGUGGCUCCAUCCCCAAGCACCCUGAGCACCAGCCAUGACGACUUCGGGCCCAUCGACGAGGGGACAACGGACAUGCUCCUCCAAGGCACACAUGCGCGCAUCCUGAUCGCCACUUACUUCCGCGACGCGAUUCCCGACUUCCCCCCCGUCACCCACGAGCCGUCCUUCUACGCCGGCCUCGAGAACGACGCCGGAUCCAGCAGCCCGGCAUGUGCAGAGCUCGUGCUUGCGAUCAUGAUCAGCGCCUCGCUCCACUGCGCGCCGCACGACUAUGUUCUCGCGGCGCGGAAGCUCAUCAAGCUGAGUAACGAGUGGAUCUUUGCCCGGCUACAGGCCGUCAUGCAGGAGUUCAUCUGCCAGCAGCAGGAUGAUGACGACGGAGUGACAUCGCGGCAGCAGCAGAACCGGCGGAUACCCAAGACGGUCCUGGACGUGGUCGCCGCCGCGCUCACGGCCAACGGUGCUCUGUCGAAAGUGAGCGAUGCGUCGGAGGAGGGGGCGCGGUACCUGCGCUCUGGCAUACCGGUGCAGAGGCUGCAGCAGAUCAGCUCUGCGCUUCGAGCCUGCGGCCUCGACCGGGCGAGGCGGAGCCGCCCGCUGUUCAGCAGCACAGACGGUGGUGAGCUCACGGAUUGGCACACGUUUGUGUACGAAGAGACCUGUAUUAGAAUCGCCAACUGGGGCGCGAUGAACGACUGGCUGCAGUCAGGGUGCCACAACGCGCAGCCCCCGACCGGCGUCGCGGAGCUGCGGGCGGCCCUCCCGUCUCCUCUCGAGCUCUGGCAGGCGCAGAGCGAGGGCGAGUUCCGCGGUCUACUCGCGGCCGCGGCCGCGCAGCACGCAGAGAGGCGGGCGGUGCUGACUCGCUCGGGGACCUUGCACAGCCGGGUGCCGGGCUCGAUCGCGCAGCUCGUGGAGAUGCUCACGAGCGAGGACAGGCUGUGGCGGCUUGUUGCCGGGAGCGUCUGGGCGACCGUGAAUAGGACCGACCUCAUUCUUACCAUUAUCGGCAUACACGCCAUCAUUCUCACCGCCCGCCACAGCUCGAUGCUGCCCCAGGUCGCGCCAUCACUGCGCCUGGCAAUCUCUCGCUGGCGCAAGCUGUGGGACAGCAUCGACACUCCUCCGUCGCCACAUGCCGUCGCCCAAGACACCACGGGCAGCGCGAUGUCGCUCAUCCGUGCGGACCUCCGCGACUACACCUGUCACCCCACUGCAGAUCUAAAUGGAAUCUCUCUGCCAGUGCAUGCUCCCUGGAGUGGCGGCGGGCAGCAGCAGCAGCAGCAGCAGCAGGACCAUGAUCCGCAGCCGCACCAGAAGCAUCAGGAGCAGCUCCGCGGACUGCACAGGCAUGCCGUCGGUCUGGCCUGGCUCGCGGCGUGCUUGCUCGACACGCGAGUGUGGCAUGACACGCGCUUCACGGAGCUCGGAUACUUCCGCAAUGUCGGCAGUGCGAGGGCGGGGGAGCUGCAUGAGCUCAUGGAGGCUUGCGGAGAACUUUGA